Molecule: messenger RNA, 1115 nt
Organism: Acaulospora morrowiae
Lineage: Eukaryota; Fungi; Glomeromycota; Glomeromycetes; Diversisporales; Acaulosporaceae
Source: the annotation of a GenBank genome assembly
CGCACAAUUAAAAUUUUUUGACUUAUCGAAUCCACCUUCUCAAAUGCUUGUUAAAGGAAAUGCUCGGUUGGCUGGAUUGGAGAAAGAUUUAGGAUUGUCAAACGGACAAUACCAAAUCGCCCUGGCCGUAUUUUUCAUUGGUGAGGUUGUGAUGAAGAUACCAUCGAAUGUGAUACUACAUAGAUUUGCACCGUCAAAAUGGAUUUCGCUCAUCAUAUUUUUCUGGUCAAUCGUAACUUGUUUCACGGCCACCAUACAAAAUUUCGAAGAUCUUAUAGUCACGCGCGUGUUCUUGGGAAUUACUGAAGCAGGGUUGACUCCGGGAAUAAUGUACCUAUUGAGCAUGUGGUACAGUCCCAAAAAACUUGCAACUCGAUUCGCCAUCUAUUACUCUGGUGGGGUCUCGGCCGGUGCCUUUGGAGGUUUGUUAGCAUACGCGAUUACUGGAAAUUUACAUGGCGUUGCCGGACUCCAAGGCUGGAGAUGGCUCUCGAUCAUCGAAGGUUUUUGUGGGUUUAUCAUCGCCCUGAUUGCAUACUUCACAUUGCCCGACUUUCCAGCCACAUCGAAAUUUCUCACCGAUCAAGAACGCAUCUUCCUGAUGUCCCAACUCGGUGACUGUCCAUCAUCUACAAAACAAUGCAAGUCUACAAAAGAAUUUGUGAGAGAUGGAGUUAUUCCUACUUUCAAAGAUUGGAAGGUCUAUUACGCCAUGCUCAUAAAGGCCGCUUGUGGAGUCGCCAUGAAUUCUAUUAUAUUGUUCUUACCCACAUUAGUUCAUUCGAUGGGCUUCGAAGUAUUGAACAGUCAACUUAUGACUGCUCCACCUUAUCUGGUUGCUGUCUUCUUCUCGCUGUCGGUUGCUUUGCAUUCUGACAAAGUUGGCGAGAGGCCAUUUCACAUUGUCGGGCCGGCUUUGGUGGCAAUAUUGGGUUUUGUGUUGAUGGGAGUUUCUUCAAGUCCGGGCAUCUCUUAUUUCGCCACCUUCCUCUGUUCUUCGGGAGUGUGGACAAUACCCCCGGUGGUUUUAACCUGGAUUGCGGAUAUAUUUUCUUUUUCAUACGAAAAGCGUUUGGUCGCUCAUACCGUGGUUCUCGCUUUAGCAAAUCUUUCUG